This is a messenger RNA of Orbicella faveolata, 3032 nucleotides long. Its product is annotated as cell division cycle 5-related protein-like. Gene Ontology annotation, cellular component: Prp19 complex; spliceosomal complex. The record is from RefSeq and is a predicted model, not a curated record. Gene Ontology annotation, molecular function: DNA-binding transcription factor activity, RNA polymerase II-specific; RNA polymerase II transcription regulatory region sequence-specific DNA binding. Gene Ontology annotation, biological process: mRNA splicing, via spliceosome; regulation of transcription by RNA polymerase II. Lineage: Eukaryota; Metazoa; Cnidaria; Anthozoa; Scleractinia; Merulinidae.
UACUAAAGGCAUGCUGGGAACUACAAGGACCUUGGCCAUGUUGCUUCCUUGACACAAAUUUCAAAGGAGUAGAACCUUGUUUAGAUCUUUUGGAUUUGGUCAUUUGACCCCAGCUCGAUCUUUAUAAGAAGCCAAUAACUUUACUGAACACCAUGCCGCGAAUCAUUAUCAAAGGUGGAGUGUGGAGAAACACUGAGGAUGAAAUUCUCAAGGCGGCAGUUAUGAAAUACGGAAAGAAUCAGUGGUCUAGAAUUGCAUCUUUGCUGCACCGCAAGUCAGCCAAACAGUGCAAGGCCAGAUGGUAUGAGUGGUUGGAUCCUAGCAUUAAAAAGACUGAAUGGAGCAGAGAAGAAGACGAAAAGCUACUUCAUUUGGCAAAGCUGAUGCCAACACAGUGGCGAACAAUUGCUCCUCUGAUUGGCCGCACAGCGUCACAGUGUCUGGAGAGAUAUGAAUUUCUUUUAGAUCAAGCCCAAGCUAAAGAAGGCGAAAAAGAUGAGGGCGAGGAUCCACGGAAAUUACGACCAGGAGAAAUUGACCCUAACCCUGAAACAAAGCCAGCACGACCUGAUCCCAUUGACAUGGAUGAAGAUGAGUUGGAAAUGUUGUCAGAGGCCAGAGCUCGUCUGGCUAAUACUCAGGGUAAAAAGGCCAAGAGGAAAGCCAGGGAGAAACAACUUGAGGAGGCCAGGCGUCUUGCUGCUUUGCAAAAGAGAAGGGAGUUGAGAGCUGCAGGAAUAGAGAUAAGAAAACAUCGAAAGAAAAGAAGAGGGGUGGAUUAUAAUGCUGAAAUACCAUUUGAAAAGAAACCUGCUCAAGGUUUCUAUGACACUGGUGAAGAGGAACUGCCUGAUUAUCAACCUGAUUUUAAAAAGCUUCGUCAGGAUCACCUGGACGGUAAAAUGAGAGAUGAUCUUGAACAGCAAGAGAGAAAGAAAGAUAAAGAAAAAAUGAAGAAGAGAAAAGAGAGUGAUCUUCCAGGAGCUGUCAUGCAGAUUAAUAAGCUAAACAAUCCUGAUUCCGUAAAGAAGCGCAGCAAGCUUGUUCUUCCCAAGCCGCAGAUUUCUGACACAGAAUUAGAAGAGAUUGUCAAAAUGGGCCAAGCUAGUGAGACGGCUCGUUUAUCAGUGGAAGACAGUCACUUGGCAUCAAACGCUCUCCUGAGUGAGUACUCAGUGACCCCUGCUGCAGCUCAGGCCCUGAGGACUCCUCGCACACCUGCAGAGCAGGACACAAUAUUGCAGGAAGCUCAGAACAUCUUGGCAUUAUCAAAUGUGGACACUCCUUUAAAAGGUGGCAUGAACACACCCAUGAAACAGAGUGACUUUGAAGGUGUCACCCCAAGACAUCAGGCUAUUCAGACCCCAAACAUGAUGCUUGCUACACCUUACAGGACACCACAGGGAGAGGGGGGAGGGACCACCCCACGCAGUAUGGGUGGAACCCCUCAGAGGGGAGGUGGUGGCAGCACCACACCCGGACGUGCAUCAGUACGAGACAAGCUGAACAUCAACCCAGAGGAGUCGCUGAUGGAGGAGUACGAAUCAGGUUAUGGAGCUAAACAACAACAGGAAGAGUUGAAGGCAGAGUUGAGAGCAGGACUAGCAUCGCUUCCAACCCCUUCCAAUGACUUUGAGAUUGUGCUGCCUGAGACUGCUGAAGAGGAGGUGGAGGAGACCAAAGAUGAAAGCUUUGUUGAAGAUGCAGCUGAUAUUGAUGCGAGACGAAUGGCCAUGAAGGCAGCGGAAGAGUUGAGAGAGAUUAGACGCCGCUCUCAAGCCGUACAACGAAACAUGCCGCGCCCCUCAGAUGCGAACGCUGCUGUUCUCCGGCCGGCUAACGUUGAUCCACCCCUCACAGGAUUACAGCAGGCGGAGGAACUUAUCAAGCGGGAGAUGGUCAGUAUGAUCAGACACGAUAUUGUCAAUCACCCGACAGCACUGCAAAUCGAAAACCUAACGCACAAGAAAUCCAAAAGCGCUGCCCAGGCGGUCAUCGCCGCUAACCAAGCGGCACUCGAUACCAACCCUCUGGAAACGUUCACGGACAAAGAGAUCGCUAACGCGAGGGAAGUCCUGGCGAACGAAAUGGAAUUUGUCAAGUCUAAAAUGGCUCACGGUGAUCUACCCAUUGAAAGUUACACUAAAGUUUGGGAGGAAUGCUAUGCCCAGGUUUUGUUUCUACCGACACAACAGCGAUUCACUAGGGCAGCUUUAGCCAGCAAGAAAGACAAACUGGAAUCUUUAGAAAAACGACUCGAGUUGAACCGAACUCACAUGACCGAAGACGCAAAGAGAGCGGCCAAAAUUGAAAAGAAGCUGAAAGUUCUUCUCGGUGGUUAUCAGAGUCGUGCUGUCGGCUUGACGAAACAAAUUAACGACCUUUACGAGCAAGUUGAACAGACUCACACUGAGAAAGAAACAUUCAGUUCCUUGAGAGAGCACGAACUGAGAGCUAUCCCCAAGAGAAUUGAGGCCCUGAGAGAAGACGUAAGAAGGCAAACAGAUCGUGAACAUCAACUGCAGACGCGUUAUUCUCAUUUGUUGUACGAGAGAGAUGCGGCUUAUAAUCACAUGCAAAACCGCCACUGAUGUUUUUACCUCAAGUAACGGACGUUCUUUAUCACCAGUACCUCAUUGACAAGAUAAACACUCGAAAUAGUGCUAGAGUGAAAGAUGUUUUCAAUUCAAAAAUGGAAGACAUGUCCAACUCAAAGUUCUGUAAUAAAAAUAACUUUAGUGGUUGUGUUACAGACGUGUUUCAGUGGCUCACUGAAAACACAGAACGUUGAUUUUCAGUCGACGAAAUGGGCUCACGAGACGUCUGACAUUGGAUCUUCUUCCAUUACAUCCUCCUUGUACGUAAUAGGGAAAAUGUGUUUGCGAAUGUUUGUGGUAUUUCGUCUUGAAUUUUUUUUUGUGUAAUUUUAACAUUUACUUGUCUGUGGUGUUUGUUCUAUUUGUUUGCCAAUUAUCGCAGCACAAUUGUGAGCGCAAAAUGUGAUUGUUGAAUUAAAACCAGAACUUUGAUAU